AUGCGGGAAACCAGAUUAUUCUCGUCGUUAUUCUUGCUUCUAGCCUUCAUCACCUCAAGCUCUGCUCUCUGGGGACUUGCACUUCCUACUGGCAUCCUUCAAAGGCCAUUAGUCUCCCAAUACGAUCAGCCCAUCAUGGACAAAAUCAUUCCAAGCAUCUUACAUCCAAAGACGCCUGAUAACAAUGCCCAAGUCGAUAGCGAGGAGCCUAUCAUCUCCGACGUCCUUCCCAAGACGAAGGGAAUCAAUAUCUUUGCCCAACUGACCAGAGAUUUCGAUUCGGUCUCCUCCCGCCUCAAUGACGCCUCCAAGAAUAUCACCGUCCUUGCGCCGCGCAACAGUGCCGUCCAGGACCUCCCCCGCAAGCCCUGGGAGGACCCGGAGGACUAUAAUAAAUUCGGAGAGGUGAACGCGUAUGAGGGACAGGAUGGAAAGGAUCGAGCGCGGAACAACCUGCGACGCUUCGUUGAGGCUCACCUCAUCCCUGUCAGCCCAUGGCAGGAAGGCGAGGAAGUCGAGACUUUGGGAGGCGUGAAAUUGAAGUGGACGAAAGAAGGUGAUAAGAUUAAGAUCCAACCCGGCGAUAUCGAAGUGGAUAAUGUCGCUGAGAAGGUUGCCAAUGGCGAAGUCUGGGUGUUGAACCGAGUGAUCAACUACAGUCGCUGA
Molecule: messenger RNA, 666 nt
Organism: Penicillium argentinense
Lineage: Eukaryota; Fungi; Ascomycota; Eurotiomycetes; Eurotiales; Aspergillaceae
Exons: 2
Coding region: 1-666 (221 amino acids)
Source: RefSeq, a predicted model, not a curated record